GUCAGCCCAGACUUAUAUGGAGAUAACAACACCAGACUUUUCACCUACUGGACUAGUGAUGCAUAUCAAACCACCGGGUGUUACAACCUCCUGUGUUCAGGCUUCGUUCAAAUCAACAAUGAAAUAGCAAUGGGGGCCAGCAUCUUCCCUACUUCUGCUUAUGGUUCUUCCCAAUAUGAUAUCAGCUUACUUGUCUGGAAGGACCAAAAAGAGGGUAACUGGUGGAUGCAAUUUGGGAAUGAAUAUGUAUUGGGUUAUUGGCCAGCCUUCUUGUUUUCGUACCUUGCCGAUAGUGCAUCAAUGAUUGAGUGGGGAGGAGAGGUGGUGAACUCAGCAUCAGAUGGGCAACACACCACCACCCAAAUGGGCAGUGGCCAUUUCCCUGAAGAAGGGUUUGGCAAAGCUAGUUACUUCAGAAACAUCCUGAUUGUAGAUGGUUCCAACAAUCUAAGAGCUCCUAAAGAUGUUGGCACUUUCACUGAGCAAUCCAAUUGCUAUGAUGUUCAAAUUGGGAAUAAUGGUGAUUGGGGCAACUACUUUUACUAUGGUGGUCCUGGUAGAAACCCUAAUUGUCCAUGACCAAAGUGAAAUAAAAAAAAUAAAGUUGCUCUCUUUCUUAUUCCAUUCGUGUGAACAUUCAAGGUGUCCAAUUGACCACCUGUAUGCUGAUUUGUUUACUUCACUAUUGUACACCCUUUGUUUAGGCUAGGCUAGUAUACCAUAAAUAGUAACAACAUUUGCAUUUUAGUAUCAUCUGAUAUGGUAAUUUACAUGACACUAUCACAUUACUUGAUGAACUUUAUUUCUUAUGUAUAUUUUACUUUGCAAGUGAUAUAGUGUCAUGUAAAACAGUCACGCAUAUGAUAUGAUACUCUAAUGUGGUGUUGAAAUGUGAUCACAUUAGCAUUAUUCUGGUAUGAAAACAUGUGAAUCUUGUUGAAAGUUUUAAUUUUCUUUAGGAUCUCCAUAUGAAAAGUUGGAAGCAGAGAGGUGCUCAAAGUUUCUUCAAACCAAAAGAAAUAGUUAUCUUUUCAUGCUUUAUAUGUAAUUACUUUUAUCCUCA
Messenger RNA from Camellia sinensis, 1063 nucleotides. The record is from RefSeq and is a predicted model, not a curated record. NCBI's taxonomy places the organism in Eukaryota, Viridiplantae, Streptophyta, Magnoliopsida, Ericales, Theaceae.